Molecule: messenger RNA, 1861 nt
Organism: Mycetomoellerius zeteki
Lineage: Eukaryota; Metazoa; Arthropoda; Insecta; Hymenoptera; Formicidae
Gene: Adss
Product: adenylosuccinate synthetase
Exons: 6
Coding region: 96-1628 (510 amino acids)
Biological process (GO): 'de novo' AMP biosynthetic process; IMP metabolic process
Cellular component (GO): cytoplasm
Molecular function (GO): adenylosuccinate synthase activity; GTP binding
Source: RefSeq, a predicted model, not a curated record
GUGGAGGAGGAAUGCCACGACCAAAGUGAUUGAGUGGUGGCUGUGACGGCGGAGUGCGGUGGAGGCGGCUCUUUCAGGCGUUUCGUCCACGAUCCAUGAUUGUUCCGAUUCGACGGAUUUCCGCCGUGUCAGCUGUUUCUUGGCGAGAGGAGGAAAAAUCCCGUUCGCUGAACGUCAAGCAAGCGACGCGCCCCGACGUUAGCAGUAGUGUGGCGGACUCGCAAUCCAACGACUCAUCCGUGUGUGUGUGUGUGUGUGCUCUGGUCUGGUGUGCUCCCGCGUGCAUUCAAGAAAAAAUGCAGGCGAACAGCAACGGCGCUCCGGCUUCGCCGAGAAAGAAACAGCGGACGUCCACCGUGUCGAAGGUCACGGUAGUCCUCGGCGCGCAAUGGGGCGACGAGGGCAAGGGAAAGGUCGUGGACAUGCUGGCGAUGGAGGCUGACGUCGUCUGCAGAUGUCAGGGAGGAAAUAAUGCAGGGCAUACUGUAGUUGUAGAAGGUGCCGAAUUCGACUUUCACCUUCUGCCUAGUGGAAUAAUCAAUCCCAGAUGCAAAUCCGUAAUAGGCAAUGGAGUAGUGAUUCAUUUACCUGGUCUGUUUGAAGAAUUGGAGAAGAACGAAUCUAAGGGACUUAAGGAUUGGCAGGACAGACUUAUAAUAUCGGAUCGAGCACAUAUAGUGUUUGAUUUUCACCAACAGGUCGAUGGGUUGGAAGAACUAGAAAAGGGCACGCAGUCAUUGGGGACUACAAAGAAAGGUAUAGGACCGGUGUAUUCGGAUAAAGCCGCUAGAGCUGGACUCAGGAUUGGAGAUCUUCUCGGAGACUUUGACAAGUUCUCCCAAAAGUUUAAAACCUUGGUUACAUCGUACCAGAAAAUGUUCCCUGCUCUGCAUGUUGAUGUUAAAGCCGAAUUGGAGCGUUACAAGGUAUACUCUGAACGUAUAAGGCCGUACGUAAGGGAAACGGUACAAUAUUUGCAUCAGGCUUUAAAGGAUGGCAAGAAAGUUUUGGUGGAAGGCGCCAAUGCAACGAUGUUAGAUAUCGAUUUUGGAACUUAUCCAUAUGUAACAAGUUCGAAUUGUAGUAUAGGCGGAGUACUGACAGGUCUCGGUUUACCAUGUAGCACAAUCGGCGAGAUAAUUGGCGUAGUGAAAGCCUAUACUACUAGAGUCGGCGAUGGGCCCUUCCCCACGGAACUUUUUGAUUCUACAGGAGAACUGUUACAAAAAAGAGGCCAUGAGAUCGGCGUGACCACAAAGCGGAAGAGACGAUGUGGAUGGCUCGAUUUACCGCUGUUGAAAUUUACGACUCUAGUUAAUGGAUACACCUCUAUAUGCUUAACAAAGCUUGAUAUUCUGGAUACAUUACCAGAGAUAAAAGUAUGCGUUGGAUAUCGAUUAAAUGGGAAGGACAUAGAUUAUUUGCCGAGUAGUACUUGGGAAUUAGCAAAAGUCGAAACAGUAUAUAAAACAAUCGAAGGUUGGCAAUCCACUACCGAAGGUGUACGUUCCUUGGAUAAAUUGCCACCUAAUGCACAUAAAUACAUACAAAUUAUAGAGGAAUACUUAGAUGUGCCAGUCAAAUGGAUCGGCGUAGGAGCAGGACGAGAAAGCGUAAUCGCUCUCUGACGACACACGAUCCCUAUAAUGUUACUUAAACGUACGGCAUUAAAUGUAUUAUUAAUUUUAAUUCUAUCUGUAACAUUUGCAAUGCAAAGCUGAUGAGCGCACAGGCGACAUAUUGUAAUAAUAAGAUUUCAGCGCGCGAGCGCGCGAUUGUAGUAUUAAUUUUGAAUUUGAGCAAUGUAUAAUUAUAACAACAAUGUGAAUGUUUAGUCAUUUUGUAGUAUGUAACAAAUGAA